GGUCACUAUCGUAUUGCCUUCCCUGCCUCCUGUUUGUUCCACAUCCGAUGACCAUGCAAGGAGAAGAAUCGAUUCUGUUGCAUAACCUUGCAUAGGCAUGACGCUGUUUGGCAGUGUCAGGAUCACGGUCUCCGAUUGAGUUUGUUGAAAGAGGAUCUUCGAAUGAUUCAUUCGCCCUCAAAAAUCUUGGUUCGACCUUGAAGACAUGAUGAUCUCGCCUUUGUCCAAAGCGGGACAGAUGGCCUCUGUCAAGAGGAAUGAAUCAGAGACACAUUUGCUAGCUGGCUCUGUUGAAUCAGUGCAUUGAGUCGAACAGAAUCUUGGAGAAACAAAAAGCUGACAGUUGGAGCCAUCAGCAAGGAGGAAACAAUUCGGUUCCGCAUUGGCUUCUCCCAUGACAAUCUCUCAUUAUACGAAUAUACCUUCGAUUUAAUACUGCAAAUAAUGAGCUUCUCAAGCAAGCUUUGGCUGCUUCUGGCGGUGCUACCCGUUACGGGCGCCUAUGUUACCUCACACGGUGCUGUUCCUGUGAAAAGACAACAAAAAUGGUUGAGGGAAAUGACAACCGAUAUUUGUCAGCAGCCACCAGGAGAGCUCACAGAAGACAUGCUUCAAAGGACACCACACCUUAUGCAUGCCUGGUCUGAUGCCAGAAUUGGAGGAGGCAAGGAAUCUGCUUUGGCUCUGGAAUCUCUCUUGGUGAGGUUGGCCGAGGAAAGAAGCAUGGGGAAUGAUCAAGCCAUUGCCUCAACCGAGGAUUACAAUUGUUUACUUGAGGUCUGGGCUCACUCCAGAUCGGGCAUUGCAGCAGCUGAAAGAUGUGAGCAAAUAUUGACAGAAAUGGAAGAUCGAUUCAAACUAGGCGACAACACUGUGAAGCCAGAUUUGAAAUCGUUCAAAGCGGUUUUAAUGGCGUGGAAGUUGGCAGACGGGGCCAAGUUUGCCGCCGUGAGAGCACAGCGCAUUUUGGAAUGGACGAUUAGGCUGGCAUCGACUGGUGAAAACGAGGAUGUGCUACCGGAUGCAGAUUGCUUUGACAUUGUCUUGCAACUAUGGUCCAGGUCGGGUCUUCCCGAUGCUCCUGCGAAGACGGAGCAACUCGUGGUGGCUAUGGAACGGUUGUAUUUUGCGACAAAGAUGGAUUCUGUCAAACCGAGGACUGCUUCAUAUAAUGCUGUGUUGGCGGCAUGGUGCAAAUCAAAGAAAGGAGGAGCAACAACUCGCGCUUACCAAAUUCUGGGCUUUAUGGAAGGAAGAGCUCAAGCAGGUGAUGUUGCGGCUGCUCCAGACGAAGCAUCUUAUACCGCCGUUGUCAGCAGCUUGUUGAAGAGUCCAGGCGCCUUGAGUGCCAGGAGGGCCGAAGACAUCCUGCGUCAGGCCGAAGCCCGAAUUGCACCCCAGGCCCCUGACACAAUCUUGUACAAUACUGUGAUUGGAUGCUGGGCGAGAUGUAACAAGGGCAAAGCGUACAGGAAAGCACGGUCAAUACUGGAUAGACAAAUCAACAACUUUGAACAUGGAUCGAAGAGAAGCAAGCCAGAUGUGUAUGGGUUCACCUCGGUCAUUGCGAGCUGUUCCAUGGAACCAGGCGGUCGCGAGGAACGCACGAAAGCUUUUCACGUUGCACUGGGAGCCUUUCAACAAAUGAAUCGCUAUGAUAAGCCAAACCAUGUGACUUAUGGAACGAUGUUGAAAGCUUGCGCUCGUCUGCUCCCGGAAAAUGACUAUUUGCGGCACAAGUGGGCCAAGAAGAUCUUCCGUCAGAGUAUCCGAGAUGGUCUUGUGGGUGACAUGGUAAUCAGUCGAAUGCGGGAGUCCGUGUCACCGCCAAUUUUCAGGGACCUUAUGCAGGGGCAUUCAAGGCGCAACCUUCCCGAAGCAUGGUUUUGCAAUGUUCAUGAGAAAAGGAAGGAAAGGGCCCAGGGGGGAAACAAGAAGAGACGCAAACGAGCCGAGGUGUAAACUGUGUGAAACUACAAGAGAGCUUCCACGUGCAUGAAUAGAUAAUUGAAUAGAAGAAAGAGUAUACUAGUAGAAGAGGAAGAAGUUUGAGUUUUCGCUCAUCUUGACAGAGACAAUCAAUAACCAAAAGGAUACCCUGCAGAUUUGUGCUUCAUGCGUGCCUGUGACCAACAACCGCUGUACCACCUAUCUACCGUACGGUAGAACAGUGCAUUUUCCACCGAGGUACAAGAACCCAAGUAGUACCGGGUCGUCUACAGUGCAGACGUUGGUGCGAUGGUUGGAAGUUGCAGGAGAUUCCGGAGUCAGAGGAAUCCUACAAUUAGCAAGUGCUGUUCUGCUCCGUUUCUUCCUGGGGACAGGGGAACCUCAACAGACACCGGAACUGGCGGGCGGUAGCUGCAAAAUGAGCAUGAAGAUGGGACGAAUCAUGACUCAUCACACGGUAC
Seminavis robusta is the source of this 2411-nucleotide messenger RNA. The record is from the annotation of a GenBank genome assembly. Lineage: Eukaryota; Bacillariophyta; Bacillariophyceae; Naviculales; Naviculaceae.